Ceratotherium simum simum (southern white rhinoceros) is the source of this 1280-nucleotide messenger RNA. The record is from RefSeq and is a predicted model, not a curated record. NCBI's taxonomy places the organism in Eukaryota, Metazoa, Chordata, Mammalia, Perissodactyla, Rhinocerotidae.
GUAUUUGGGAGCCGCCCCGAGGCGCGCCUGGCGCGGAUCCUAAAUCCUGACAGAGCCUUAUGGAGCCCAGUCCUGGCAGGCCAGGACUCGAAGCCACCAGACCCCACAUGGAACCAAGGGCCUCAUGUCCAGCUGCUGCACCCUUGCUGGAGAGACAGUUCCAUGUUCUCGUGGGUGUCACUGGGAGCGUUGCAGCUCUGAAGUUGCCUCUUCUGGUGUCAAGGCUUUUGGACAUUCCUGGUCUGGAAGUAGCAGUGGUCACAACUGAGAGAGCCAAACAUUUCUACAGUCCCCAGGAUGUUCCUGUCACCCUCUACAGCGAUGCUGAUGAAUGGGAGAUGUGGAAGCGCCGGUCCGAUCCAGUUCUCCACAUUGACCUCCGGAGGUGGGCAGACCUCAUGCUGGUGGCUCCUCUUGAUGCGAAUACUCUGGGGAAGGUGGCUAGUGGCAUCUGUGACAACUUGCUUACCUGUGUCAUCCGGGCCUGGGACCGCAGCAAGCCUCUGCUCUUCUGCCCGGCGAUGAACACCACCAUGUGGGAGCACCCCAUCACCGCGCAGCAGGUGGGCCAGCUCAAGGCCUUCGGCUAUGUCGAGAUUCCCUGUGUGGCCAAGAAGCUGGUGUGUGGAGACCAAGGUCUGGGGGCCAUGGCUGAGGUGGGCACCAUUGUGGACAAAGUGAAAGAAGUCCUCUCCCUGCAUGGUGGCUUCCAGCAGAGUUGAACCCAGGAUUUCUGUUGUGUGUGUCCCUCUGCACUCAGCGUGUUUUCAGGCCAAGUUGGUGAAGAAGAUGGACAUUUGCAAAAUAUGAUGAAGACUCCUGCAUUUACUGAGUAGGGGUCCGGCCUGGGCCUGCUCUAGGGCCUCCCAGGGGCCUGACUGGCCCCAGGUUAAACUAGACCAAAGGCCCAGGUCUCAAUUUCUUUCCUAUUAGGAGACACUCGCUUUCUGGAGCCCCUCCCCACCUUGUCCUGGAUAGGUACAGCGACCAAGAGGAGCAAGCUGCUGUACUGUCACUGUGCUCUGGGAGAGGGACUGAGGAGUGCCUGAGAAACCUUGAUUCUACAUUGUGCCCAGGAGCCGCUUUUAGAAACAGCCAAAGCUGGAGAUGCCCAGCGUGGUGGGCACCUGGCCAGGCCUUUGGAACUUCAGCUCCCUGGUGAGGUGCCCAGGUGCCACACAGAGCCAGGGAGGCCUGUGAGUUGGAAAGUCCCUGAGAUUUCCCCACAGACCAUGCCGUGAGAUCGGGGGUACUGGAGAAUAAAGUGACCAUGUAGGAGA